UGACCCUGUAAUAUUUCCCGACGGUCUCGGUGCUUUCUCUCCUCAGUCAUGGCUCUGCUGACAUCUCUCCGGUUCCGGCCCAGCAGCCUGGGGUCCCUCGGGGCCAGAGCCAGCUCAUGGUGGUCUCAUGUGGAAAUGGGCCCCCCUGAUGCCAUCCUGGGGGUGACUGAAGCUUUCAAGAAGGACACCAACCCCAAGAAGAUGAAUCUGGGAGUCGGAGCGUACAGAGAUGACAACGGCAAGCCAUUUGUCCUGAGUAGCGUGCGGAAGGCGGAGGCUCAGCUGGCAGCCAAACAUCUGGACAAAGAGUACCUGCCUAUUGGAGGACUGGCUGACUUUGCCCGGGCAUCGGCUCAGCUAGCACUUGGGGACAACGCGGAGGUGGUUCAGUGUGGCCGGUAUAUCACAGUGCAGACCAUCUCUGGGACCGGAUCUCUGCGGGUUGGAGCCAGCUUCCUGCAAAGAUUCUACAAGUUCAGCCGUGAUGUGUAUUUGCCCAAACCGUCCUGGGGUAACCACACUCCCAUCUUCCGGGAUGCUGGGCUGGAGGUCAAAAGUUAUGGCUAUUACGAUCCAAAGACCUGUGGGUUCGACUCUGCUGGUGCUCUGGCUGAUAUCUCGAAAAUCCCAGAACAGAGCAUCAUCCUGUUCCACGCCUGCGCUCACAACCCCACUGGAGUGGACCCCCGCAAGGAGCAGUGGAAGGAGAUUGCUGCCAUCGUCAAGAGCCGCCGCCUCUUCCCAUUCUUCGAUAUGGCUUACCAGGGCUUUGCAAGUGGAGACAUAGACAGGGAUGCCUGGGCCGUGCGCCAUUUCAUCCAGGAGGGUCUUAAUGUGGUUUUGUCCCAGUCAUAUGCCAAAAACAUGGGGCUUUACGGUGAACGUGUUGGUGCUUUCACUGUGGUGUGCAGCGAUGCUGAAGAAGCAAAAAGGGUGGAGUCUCAACUGAAGAUCCUUAUUCGUCCCAUGUACUCCAACCCUCCUCUGAAUGGAGCAAGGAUAGCGGCAGCAAUCUUGACUCAGCCAGAGCUGCGCAGCGAGUGGCUGCAGGAGGUAAAGGGGAUGGCUAAUCGUAUCAUCAGCAUGCGAGAGCAACUGGUGUCCAACCUGAAGAAGGAGGGCUCCAUUCACAGCUGGCAGCACAUCAGUGACCAGAUUGGCAUGUUUUGCUUCACCGGUCUGCGCCCAGAGCAGGUGGAACGUCUGAUGAAAGAAUUCUCCAUCUACUUGACAAAGGACGGCCGCAUCUCUGUCGCCGGUGUCACUUCUGGAAAUGUUGGCUAUUUGGCACACGCCAUCCACCAAGUCUCCAAAUAAAGAGGAAGGAGCCAUCAUCCAAAGCACUUAUCCUUGUUGUCCUGUCUGGGGUACAGAGAACUUUACACCCUCAUAAUUAGCACUUUUCAUCCCCCUAGAACUGUUACUGACCCCAGUAUUCCCUGUGUGUGAGCUUGACAUUGUAGCUCUGGAAGAUGCAGCCAGAUUGGAUGAGAUGGCAGGCGUCCAUUGUUGAUAGAAAACCAUUUCACCACCUUUUUAAAGAUAAGAUCAUGUGACCUCAGUCUCCCAUUUCCCCCUCUGCCGGUCUCGGGGUACAGGCAUGGGAGGAGGGAGCUUUGAAUGUAUUUGCUUCAAUAAAGUCCAUCUGGGAAUCUCCA
Molecule: messenger RNA, 1658 nt
Organism: Rana temporaria (common frog)
Lineage: Eukaryota; Metazoa; Chordata; Amphibia; Anura; Ranidae
Gene: GOT2
Product: glutamic-oxaloacetic transaminase 2
Exons: 10
Coding region: 49-1317 (422 amino acids)
Biological process (GO): L-aspartate catabolic process; biosynthetic process
Cellular component (GO): mitochondrion
Molecular function (GO): pyridoxal phosphate binding; L-aspartate:2-oxoglutarate transaminase activity
Source: RefSeq, a predicted model, not a curated record